GAAGGUUUAUACAUUUUGUGCAGCAAACACUUAAACCUUUUUGGAAUUUUGAGAACAAUUUGGAUGCACUUUUAAAAUGGCUGCCAUUGAAGACUUUGUCCAUUUACAAAACAGCCACCAUGGUGGGAAUGGCCACUUCCCAAACAAUACACUACUUUUCAAAUCUCUGGUUAUGGAGACCCGCCUGCUCAUUCCGCUCUACAUUAUUUCAUUCUUCCAAGCGUCAGGAGCCAGGCAGAAUUCUUCAGUUCUGGAUUGUUUAUAUGACUCAUUUGAGACAGUCAUUUGCACCUGGAUCCCUGUGAAAAAUGCUACGAAAGGGCAAUGCCAACUCACUGCUUCGGUCGAAUAUGGGAAACCACCUACGACAUGUCAAAUGAAUGGCACAAGUAUAAGGAGCUGUAAACUGAUUCUUGAGGAUUACAGCUUGACUAUUGUAGACACCAUUUUCUUCGUUGUGUCUUGCUAUACUGGGGAGAAGUGGACAGAGAUUCAUAAUCAGACAAUGAAACCAUUUCAGAACAUCCAGCUUCAGCCUCCUUGCAACUUUCAACUGGCAAAUGCCCACAAGCCUUCCUACAAUUUAACAUGGACACUUUGUGUUGUCUCCCACUACCUACAUGAAAAGCUGGAAUACGAAAUACGGUAUAGAGCAACUUCUCAUGGUGAGAAUGACACAAUCCUGCCCAUAAUUCAGGAUCAGAAAUGGCUAGUAUUGGAGAACCUUUCUCCUGACACAGUGUUUGAGGCAGCCAUUCGUGUCAAAGUAAAACAGAUGAAAUUUUACAACAGCGUAUGGAGCAGAUGGAGCAUGCCUCCUUUAAGAUGGAGGACAGAUCCUAAAGGGUGCAAAAAGUCUCAUGAGGAAUUUUUAAUCAGUAUACUUUUUCAGGAACUUUUGGGGCAACAGGCUACAUCUGGAAUUUAUAAGAGCAAAUGUGAUAUAAUGGUUAUGUGUUGGGUUAGGAUUGAACUAGGAAAAACACAAGUUCAGGUCUUUCUUCAGACAUGGAAGUUCACUGAGAAUAUUGAGCCAGAGUCUAUCUCUUAG
This is a messenger RNA of Thamnophis sirtalis, 1051 nucleotides long. NCBI's taxonomy places the organism in Eukaryota, Metazoa, Chordata, Lepidosauria, Squamata, Natricidae. The record is from RefSeq and is a predicted model, not a curated record.